Vicia villosa (hairy vetch) is the source of this 1467-nucleotide messenger RNA. RefSeq lists its product as uncharacterized. Bases 1 to 1467 code for a protein of 488 amino acids. Gene Ontology annotation, molecular function: RNA-DNA hybrid ribonuclease activity; nucleic acid binding. Gene Ontology annotation, biological process: DNA integration. NCBI's taxonomy places the organism in Eukaryota, Viridiplantae, Streptophyta, Magnoliopsida, Fabales, Fabaceae. The record is from RefSeq and is a predicted model, not a curated record. The transcript has a single exon.
AUGAACGAAGGACAAAAACCCGUGUACUUCACUAGCAAAGCCCUCCAAGGGCCAGAAGUGAGGUACCAGCAAAUAGAAAAAGUAGCCCUCUCGCUCUUCACUGCGGCGAGACGACUACGAUACUACUUCCUCGCGCAUACCAUCGUCGUAAGAACGGACCAGCCCAUCAAGCAACUACUGGGCCGCCCAGAUAUGGCCGGCAGAAUGCUGAAACGGUCCCUGGAGCUGUCCGAGUUCGACAUCCAAUAUGAAAGCAGAAAGGCCCUGAAAGCACAAGUCCUAGCCGACUUCGUAGCCGAGAUGACAAUCCCUGGUCCCCUGACAGCGGCCAACGACGAAUGGACGAUCUUCGUCGAUGGAGCAUCCAGCUCGUCAGGAAGCGGGGCGGGCAUCAUCCUCGAAAACAACGAAGGCAUCCUCAUAGAAGUAUCACUCAUCCUGUCAUUUCAAACAUCCAACAACCAGGCCGAAUACGAGGCACUCUUAGCAGGAAUCCGCCUUGCUGAAGACCUGGGAGCGCGGAUCGUAACUAUCUACACUGACUCCCAGCUCGUCGCUUCACAGGUAAAUGGUGAUUAUCAAGCCAAAAAUGAACUCCUAAUCGAAUACCUGGCUAUGGUCAAGCAGAAAACCAAAAACUUUGUCCAAGUCAAGGUCGAACACGUCCCCCGCGAGCACAACGCCCGGGCAGACAUCCUUUCUAAACUGGCAAGCACCAGGAAAAAGGGGAGCAACCGAUCCGUGAUUCAAGAAACGCUCCCCCGACCAAGUGUACAAACGAUCACUCACCCGCCCACGGUCAAUGCCAUCGGAGAAGCCCAUUGUUGGAUGACCCCCGUAUACAACUUCUUAACGAAAAACAAACUCCCAUCCGACCAAAAAGAGGCCGCGACAGUCAAGCGAAGAUCCUGCUCUUACAUAGUGAUCGAGGACAAACUAUACCGAAGGGGAUUCUCCAUCCCCUUGCUUAAAUGUCUAGACUCCGCACAAGCCCUCGAGGUCCUACAAGAGAUUCACGAGGGCAUAAACGCACAGCACCUCGGCGGACGCUCGCUAGCCAGGAAAGCUCUUCGAGCGGGGUACUAUUGGCCGACGAUGCAACAGGACACCAAGGACCACGUCCAAAGGUGUGACAAAUGCCAACGCCAUGCUGACAUGCAUUUCGCUCCGUCGAACGAGUUGACAUCGUUAUCGUCACCCUGGCCCUUCGCCUGGUGGGGAAUGGACAUCCUGGGACCAUUUCCCGUUGGCUCAUAUCAGAACAAGUAUCUAAUCGUCGCCGUGGACUACUUCACGAAAUGGAUCGAGGCCGAAGCCCUCGCCAAGAUCACCUCUCUCAAUAUACUACGAUUCUACAAACGGAAUGUGCUCGCACGAUUCGGAAUACCCCAAGCUCUCAUCACCGACAACGGAACACAGUUCACGGACAAGAAGUUCCAAGACCAACGGGCAAGCCAAAGCCGCUAA